ACCACUGUGGCUGGCUGCCCUUCGUGAUGGCUGCCGUCAGGGUUUUGGUGGCGCCAAGGCUGGCUUCUGCGCUCCUACCGCUCUCCAGAUACCACCGGGCUCCCUCCCAGCGCGCAGCCCUUCACAGCUCCGCACCGCGGCCCGGGGCCAGGGUGGCGUUGGUGCUGUCGGGCUGUGGAGUCUAUGACGGAACCGAGAUCCAUGAGGCCUCAGCGAUCCUGGUGCACCUGAGCCGAGGCGGGGCUGAGGUCCAGAUCUUUGCUCCCGAUGUCCCUCAGAUGCACGUGAUUGACCACACCAAGGGGGAGCCUUCUGAGAGGGAAAGCAGGAACGUUUUGGCAGAGUCAGCAAGGAUUGCCCGAGGCAAGAUUACCAGCCUGGCUCAGCUCAAUGCUGCUAACCAUGAUGCUGCCAUUUUCCCAGGAGGCUUUGGAGCUGCCAAAAACCUGAGCACAUUCGCCGUGGACGGAAAGGACUGCAAGGUUAACAAGGAGGUAGAGCGGGUCCUGAAGGAGUUCCACGGGGCCAAGAAGCCCAUUGGCUUAUGCUGCAUCGCUCCUGUCCUCGCAGCCAAAGUGAUCAAAGGUGUGGAGGUCACCGUAGGCCAUGAGCAAGAGGAGGGCGGCAAGUGGCCUUAUGCUGGAACUGCGGAAGCCAUCAAAGCCCUGGGUGCCAAGCACUGUGUGAAGGGUGUGACCGAAGCUCAUGUAGACCAGAAAAACAAGGUGGUCACCACCCCAGCCUUCAUGUGUGAGACCGCACUCCACCACAUCCACGACGGGAUCGGGGCCAUGGUAAAGAAUGUGCUGGAACUCACGGGAAAGUAAUGCCACCCGGACCACGCUUGGCCUCCGUGACUGUGGCAUCCCCAGCCGGCGUGUGCUCCAUGGCUUCAGCCCGGACACAGGAGCCGCUUAGCUACUAGGAGCAUAGACACUUCCUGCCUGAAGGAGGAGCUUAGCCUCUGUAUGUCCAGCCUGAGCUUCUACCAGCAGGAAGCUCAGGGACCCUCCCUGGGCCCUGAGCAGCAGCAGGAGCUUCAUGGGGUGGGGAGGGAGGGAGCGGGCUUGCCUCACUGCGUGUCCCCAUGGAAGAUCUAAGCACCUUUCCCAGAGCCUGGUUGAAGGACUUAGGUUCUCCGAUCCUGGGUCUGAUAGGUCAGGGUACUAAAGCUUUAAAAGAAGAAACCAGUUUAGGUUCUAAGUCGUCUGAUAACCAGAGGUGCCUAGUUUGUGGAUAAAGAAAAGCUCUCUGAUCCAGAGUAAAGACAGCUAACUAAAGCCACGGGGAUUCUGUAGUAGGUCCCUGUAGCCACAGAAUAAACUCUUCCGCACGAUGGAAACUCCUUUCA
Mus musculus (house mouse) is the source of this 1351-nucleotide messenger RNA. RefSeq names its product glutamine amidotransferase like class 1 domain containing 3A (gene Gatd3a). The transcript is spliced from 7 exons. NCBI's taxonomy places the organism in Eukaryota, Metazoa, Chordata, Mammalia, Rodentia, Muridae. Gene Ontology annotation, cellular component: mitochondrial matrix. The record is from RefSeq and is marked validated. Bases 27 to 827 code for a protein of 266 amino acids.